Messenger RNA from Cornus florida, 847 nucleotides. Its product is annotated as large ribosomal subunit protein P2y-like. The transcript is spliced from 4 exons. Gene Ontology annotation, biological process: cytoplasmic translational elongation. The coding region runs from base 208 to 552 and encodes 114 amino acids. Gene Ontology annotation, cellular component: ribosome; cytosolic large ribosomal subunit. NCBI's taxonomy places the organism in Eukaryota, Viridiplantae, Streptophyta, Magnoliopsida, Cornales, Cornaceae. The record is from RefSeq and is a predicted model, not a curated record. Gene Ontology annotation, molecular function: structural constituent of ribosome.
UUAGCCUUCCAAAUUAAACCGCAUUCGGAGGAAAGGCAACCCAAUCUAAAAAAAACCCUAGGUAUAUAUAAAGGAUAUACACACUCCCACUUCCUCUCCAUUUCCCGUUCGUAUUCAUCCUCUGCAGAUCCCACUUCCUCUCCAUUUCCCGUUCGUAUUCAUCCUCUGCAGAUCCAAAGCUUCUCGGGUAAAGUUAUUUGAGCAGAGAUGAAGGUUAUCGCCGCCUAUUUACUCGCUGUGUUGGGAGGCAACACCAGUCCUUCCGCCAAGGAUCUGAAGAACAUCCUUGGCUCUGUUGGCGCUGAAGCUGAUGAUGAUAGGAUUGAGCUGCUUUUAUCAGAAGUUAAUGGAAAGGACAUAACAGAGCUUAUUGCGGCUGGGCGUGAGAAGUUGGCAUCAGUUCCAUCUGGUGGCGGUGCUGUUGCAGUUGCUGCAGGUGCUGGAGGUGGCGGUGCUGCUGCUGCUCCAGCUGCUGCUGAAUCCAAGAAAGAGGAAAAGGUGGAAGAGAAAGAGGAGUCAGAUGAUGAUAUGGGCUUCAGUCUUUUCGACUAAAGGAUUUGAGCACCUUAUCGUCAGACGUGACCUUUUCUUUUCAAUUAACAGCUCUUUAAUAGGUGCUUAGGUUUUCUGUUCUGCAGUCAUUUUAGUUUUGGUUUAUAUUUUUUUUUUAGAAGAAAGCUGUGGCAAGUUGAAAACACUGCUUCCUUGUUUGAUGGAUUUGAUUUUGAUUUAUGGAUCUCAUUAAUUUUCAUCCUUUUUGGGGAACCGAAUGUAAUUUGAUCUUUGCUGCUUGGAUGGAAUUAUAGGAAUGAAUAUUUGACCAAAUAAUCACUUUUCCUUGUUUUAA